UGCUGCUUUACGUUCUGAGAAUCUAGCAAAGUGACUAUACAGAUACAGAAUGAACUCACACGGUCUACGUGCGGUAGCCCAUUUCGACAAAACAUAUUUAUAAAUAAUAAUGACCAAGUAGCCAUCGGGAAAAUGCCUGUUAGUGACUAAACUCGGUGUGUGAUCACAAAAGUGCCUGGUUUGUGUCACCGUGUGCUAAGAGAUGUGUUUUAGGAUAACUUUAUUCGGACCUCUAGCAUGCACAUGUCAAUAGGAUCGAUCCCACCAGCAUGGAAAACAAGAAAGGGGCCUUUCAAAACCAAAACACCACGAACUCAGCUCCGCCAGUGGAAAUUCCAAACAACGAAUCAAUACCAAAGCACGCACACCAACACAAUAAUGCACCACAACACUUGCGUUUCCUCCAAUAUGGCCUAAAAAUUCCCAAUCACCAACACACCCAACUCACCCCCUCCCAUACGCACCAACAGCUAAACUCGUCCCUUCACAUGCACGUUCACCAACAUAACCCUCAAUAUCAAACAACUCAUCGUCACUUGCAACCAUCACCUCAGUUUAAUAGCAUGAAUAUCCAACAGAACCCUCAGUUUCCCCAACAGACCCUCAAAUAUAUGCACCAACACCAGAAACCAAGCAAUAUACAUCAGAAUCAACCAUUGUAUCAAGCUACUCAACCUCCUCCAUCCUCAGUCCACGCUCAUAAUCAAAUGGCUCAGAAUACUCCUCAAAUUUGGGUACCUCAUCAACCUCCACUUAUUCACUAUCAUCAGCAGCAAACUCAGAAGGCAGAAGCUCAGAAACCUCAUACGCCAACAAGCUCUCAAACCCAAAGUAAGCCAAAGGAAGUGCCAGAAAGGAAAAAAUCCAGUGGGGGCAGUUCUCACUUACGGUCACCUUCUGCGAAACGACCUUUGGAGGCGCCCGUUACUAUGCAAGGAUGGUUACAUAAGCAAGGGUCUGAAGGGCUUAUGUUGUGGAAAAAACGUUGGUUUGUACUCUCUGAGUACUGCUUGUUUUAUUAUAAAGGAUUGGAAGAGGAAAAAUUGCUGGGUUCAAUUUUGCUUCCAUCUUACAAAGUGUCAAUUUGCCGGCCAGAAGACAAAGUCAAUAGAAAAUAUGCCUUCAAGUGCGAACAUGCCAAUAUGAGAACUUAUAUAUUGGCAGCGGAUUCCCAAGAGCUGAUGAUGCAGUGGGUUCGUGUCCUCAAUCUCGCCUGCAUGUUACAAACCAACACUGAAAAUGAGAAACCUGCAGUCAUAGACACACCAACCCAAACUAAACCUGUGGAGAAUCCUGAGCCCCAAAAACAGAAUUUAAGGAGUACUCCCAUACACACUCAUUCAUCUAGUAGUACUACAGAUUUAAGCAAUCCUAGCCAAAUAGAACGAAAUCAGUUCAAUCAACCAUUAUAUGCCAAUGCUCCUCCAAAACCAAGACGAUUAAAUGAUGGCUUCUCGUCUCCUAGCCCAGAUGUUUUGGAUAGGUACCCCAAUCCCCAAUAUAUAGAAACGAUACAUAAUAGGAGCCUUGCUAAAUCACCCAUUAGUAUAUACAGUCAGCAAAUAGUAAAUCCACAAAUGGCGCAACCUGAGUAUUACUCUCAUAACCGUCCAAAAGACAAUUCUCGUGAAUACAUGUUCACUCCAACUGGUGAACCUCAUAAUACAAUUCCAAAUACUGAAAGAAGAACACCAGAUACUUACGGUAGAUCUAAGUUGCACCCAACUAAAUUCCGUCACCCUACUGAUUACGAAGAUAUUUAUAACGAUCAAAGUAUGUACAAACGCCCUUUGAGCCCUAUAGCGUACACGCAUGUAGUAAAAAAGAACAAUCCCCCGUUAAACCCUGCUUACAGGGCCUACACUCCAGUGAAUAUGUUAGGCCCUGCAGAUGUUGUACAGUAUGCUCCUCCGCAAAUGAGAAAAUCGCCUAGCUGCAUAGCAAGACCUCAUAGUGCUGACUUUCUUGAAUAUGAAAUCAGUCAUCGCCAACCGAACGCUGCUGUGUUGACAAGACAGCAGCCCAGGCCUAAGUCUAGCUUAGAUAUUAAUAGGAAUCUUAAUGACAGUGAUAAUUAUUUUUACUCGGAAGAGCGAUAUGCUGAGAAAAUGAGGAAGUCUGCACAGUACUUACAUAAAAUGCCUCCUCGCUUUACCGGUCCUGCUGAGCCGAGUCAUCAAAAGGUCCUACCUGUAAUGCGAUAUCCUGAGAACGACAACACAUUUCCCCUUAUGCGAUCUAACACUCAACCGAUCAAUUUCAGUACAUUACAUAUUAGAGAACCUCCGCCUGACCCACAGCCAGUUCGAAGUAGGAGCGUAUUAAGUGAGGGCUCGUUGUCAAAAGAAAUUGAUAUGGAUUUCUGUGGGAGCUCCAGAAAUAUCACGGAAAGAGGGUCUGUUAGUCCAGGAUACUCGAUGAGAGAUAUGUACAAUUAUAAUAAUAAUAUUAAGAAUAGAGAAUACGAUCAGUUCACGAGAUCUGCUAGUGCCAGACUAGCGCAAACAACACCGCAGAAUGAGAGACCGCAAGAUAGGAGACAUAUGACAAGAGAAGGAGAAAGGAAGAGAGAAGAAUCGAUGAGGAGAUUGUUGGAGUGGAAACAAAGAAUGUUGCAGUCCCCUCUAAACAGAAAAACUCAAGGUAAUCGGGCCUACUCUAGUAGAUGUGAUAACUACCAUAUAAACCCCGAAAAUGGCUAUCCUGUGCAUAAUCAUCUGAAACAUGGUGAGCCCCACCUAGAUGAUAGACGGUCUAUCACCAAUAUGCCUCAGUAUAAUAGUUAUUCCUCAGACGAUGAAGAAAAUGAGGAGAGAAGCAAGGAAAGUGUGCACUCCCAGGCAGGACGGACCUUGGACACAUUUCCGAAUAAUUCCGAGUCACCUACACCUGCACAUACCACUUCUACCACUGUAUUUAAUACCUUCAAGGAACCUGAUAAGCCAUUAAUGCACUCUGACUUUAUGCAUGACACACCUUACACAAAUAUCUUCCAACUGCCUGAGGAUGAACCUUGCAAAGAUUCUGAAGAUAGCACAUUCACCAAACCUCUUAAACAGUUUAACAAAGAGUCUUCCAAUCUUGCACAUGUCUCUAGCUUAAAAUCUGAGUACUUCGAUAAGUUUGAACAGAGCCCUAUUAUUACCGAAAUCAAAAGUAAUGGUGCACUUGUCAAAUCCAUCUUAGCCGAAUUUGAGACAAAGACAGAAGAAGCCAACGAGGACACAACUGAAGAAAAAUCUGAUGAUGCAAUCGACAUAGACUCGGUAAUAGAAGAAAACUAUAUGACGAUGACCCCAAAGAAGAGUGUUUUAGGUCCUAGAAGUAGUACCAACAGCGAUGCCACUGUCAUAUUUAAUGAUUUAGAAACGGACGAAAAUCACUAUGUGGAAAUGACUCAAAAUGCAGAUGCUUCCCUUUUAGGAUCUACUUUGGCUAAUAAUGACUUAAUAGAGCAACAACCUUAUGAGAUGGUGUGUUUUAAUGAGGGAAGACUAGAACCUGUUUAUAUGGAACUCAAAACGCCUGAUCAGAAAACUGAUAAAGACUGUAAAGGUUUACCUGAUAUUUUAAUGGCAUCGAAAAGUAAAAAGGCUGGUGCUAGCAAAUCAGACAGUUCGGAUGCUGACGAUGAAGCUUCAAAAGAUUUGAACUCUUUAGAUACACCAAACCAACCUAGGUUUAGCUUGUCCGAUACAUUUAGACCUGCUUCUUAUUAUCUUGGAAUUAGUAGAACCGCUCCAGAAUUCCAGGACAGUUCUGACAGUGAAUUAGUAUCCCCUCCUCCCAUACCAUCUUCACCUCCUCCACUAGACGACCUAGAAAACAUACAAGAUUUUAACUUUACGGUUCAGGAUAAAUCGAAGAAGGAUGAAUCGUAUCGUUAUAAUUUACUGGCUAGGUUACAGGUUAAUAGAAACUCGGAUCAGUUCUUCAACAGCGCUAACAAGAAUUCAAAAUGUGCUACUAAAUUUGGAAAAGGUAGUACGCAGUCGUUGGAUGUUAAAAAAGAAAGUUUCUUUUCAAACAAUAAAAGUGAUGUUUCCUCUGUAUGUAGUGCAAAUAUAGACACUGAACUUCGAUAUGACAGUAGAUUGUCACAUAACAGCGACUCAGAUGUAGAAAUUCGUAUAGCAAGAUUAGUAGACUAUGAAAACAUGUUGAAAAGACGACCAGUGUCUGAAGAAUUUUGCAACGAAUUAGAAUCUCUGGAUGGUACAUUCAGUAAUGAUAAUUUAAAUGAUUUGCUAGUCAGUAAUACUAGCUUAGCAAGCAAUGAAGAAAGUGUUUCUCAUAUAGAGUAUCAUGAUUACGAAAAUUUCUUCAUUUCAAGUUACCCAAAGGGUAAAUCAGUAAUUCCUGUUGCUAAAACUCCUCGUCCUGCAAUGGCUAGUCCUGUUAUAUCGCAAAGUGCCAUAAAAGAAACAAACGAUAUACAAGCCAAUGCUGAAUUUCUACAAAUAGGUCGAUCAGAGAGCAGUGCUUCUACUUCUGCGGAAAUAAGCAGCCUACUGCACAAUUCUAAUUGUUCUACUCCUGUCGUAGAGCAAGAUGUAAUGUCCACCUCAUCUUUAUACAUGUCAGAUCGAAGGGACAAAUCAGCAAAUUCGUCCUUCAGCCAAUCUGCUGCGCCAUACUACUACUCUGAUUUGUCCGUCAAUACAACAAAUACAGAAAGCGGCUCAAUGUUAACACUUAACAAUCAAAGAGGUGCAAUGAAUGGCAGCAAACGUGAUAUUACUCGAAUAAUGAACCCUAUAAAAUGUAAUAGUCAUAUAAGAAAUUCAUCGAAUGCUAGUAUUGAAUGCGAUAUGGAAAAAGAUACUUUUAAGUUAGCUGCAGAAGCUAGAUCUGUAUCUGUGGAUUUCCUAAAUUUAACGGAUAAAUCUGGUAGUAUUGACAAAAAAAAUAUAUAUGAAUCGGACACACUGAAAAGACAAAAGAUUUCUGAUUUGGCAACACCAGAAACUAGAAAUCUGUAUCCGAUGAGGAAAAAUGAUAAAUUUAACACAGAAGAUGAUACAUCAGUGCGUAGGUCACAUUCUUUAGAAGGAUUGCUUGAAAAUGUCCUAAGCGAAACUAUAGAUAAUGAUGUUGUGGCAGAGAGUGAAUCGGAGAACAUCGAAAGGCAUCAAGUCACAUCAGAAGGUAGUUAUUUGUGGGAAGAGGAUUCGAUAUGGAGAGAAAGGUUAAGGUCAGCCAGUCAAAGACAUACAAAGUCAAUGGAAGACUUGGAUAGCAUAGGAGAGGUGAAGAAGAAACAAAAAAAGUCAUCUAGAGGUAUAAGUCGAGACGUGACUUACGUAAAUGACAAUUUUUUCAAGCAAGAUAAGCAUCAAAAAGAACAGGAAAACAAAGAAACGAAGAGUAGUAAGAAUGAGAUUAAAAAAGAGGGUAGUUUUAUAAUUGAUAGGGAAAAGCUGAGACAGUGGGAUUUGCUAUCAAGUGCACCAUCCGAUGAUCAAUUAUCCACAACAACGGCUGUACAGGUACAAGAAGGUAAUAACUUGGUGGUAGAAUUAGGUGAGGGGAAUUGUGAUCCAACUGAAAAUAGCAACACACAAGAAGCAGCCUCAGGUUCGAUAUCGAUAAACCCUCGAGAUGUAUCUCAAUUGAACAUGAGAGACACAUUUCCAAGAUCGAUGUCUACUAAAAAAGUAUGGCCAUCGAAUCAGCCACCUAUGGAAUCAAAAUCUGUCACCAAUUUAAGCAGAAAUAAUGAAAUAGAGCAGUUUGGUCCCUCGAAUCCUCAGAAUUACUACCCAGGACAGCAUGAUAUACCCCCUGAAGUGACUCAUCAAAUUACUUCUAGAAAAGAAAAUUGGCCUGUAAACGAUAAAAUGAAUGUGUCUGCUGGCGAGUUACUUGGUAGAACACAUGAGGAAUUAGUUUUGUUGUUAAUUCAAUUGCGCAGACAAAGUGCGCAAACUGUACAAGCGAUUGAAAAUUGUUACAAUGAAAUUGACACGAUACAGGCACAAUUGCAUAUGAUGGAUCAGGCUAGAAGAAUGGAAAAUUUGCAAAAAUUAGAACAAAUUAAACAACAUUUGUUGGAACUAGAAAAACAGUAUGAAAAGGGGAAACCGUUGGUAAAUUUAGUAGACAAUAUGGUAAAACUUGGUUCUUUAUACCGCGUCCCGACAGAUAGAACCAAUUUAACUCCUUAUAUUCGCGAUCGUUUGGAAUUUAACCAACAGAUUCAAGAGCGUAGGCUUUUAGCAGAAGAAAAACGUGAAUGGAACAGAUUGAAUCCGAACCACUUCCACCUGCAAGAAAAAGUGCAGCAACUCUACCAGUUGGAUCGGUUGAUACAUGAAGAAUCGGGCACUUUGCAGAACCUUCAACAGGAUAAAGAGGACAUUGAAAGGGCCUUAGGCGGAUUAAGACAUCGCCUUUCUAAAGGGUUUAACGAUCCGGCCGAGAUAGAACAAGCAAGGAAGCAACAAAUUAUGUUGGAAAACGAACUGAGCAGAGUGCACUUGAUGUUAGCACAAAAUUCAAAAAAACUAGAAGAAACAGUCGCUGGAAAUGCUAGGUUAGAACAGGAACUUCUAGUUCUGAAACAAAAGUUGCAAACUUCUAGACAGCAGAGGAGUUCACAACAAUUUUCUAAUGCUGGCGACAGUUUGACGUGUGCAGUAGGAAACAGCGCCAUGUUAGAAUCCGAUUUGCAGAGAGUACAAAAGAAAAUUGGAGACCUUCAGAAGCAACGUCAAGAACUGAGUAUACAAGUACGACAACUUACGGACAGAUCGAACAACAUACCACAACAGAAGUCAUCCCCCAGUUCAGUACAAAGUAGUCAGUGUAAGAAAAAAAUUACUUCACUAUGGCGUGAGACUGAUUUGGAUACAAUGAACAUCGUCGACCAUGGUGAAUUAUGGGAUAAUUCAAUAAGUACAAACCCUUCCACUCCCCUUUACAUAAACACGGAUAUGAAACUUGGCGACUCCGACUUCUAUAAUCGUAGUACAAGAUCUAGCGAUUCGACAAGUGAUAACACUUCCUUGAACUCCAAUAUACCUCAAGAGAAACAGGAAAUUAAAACAGUACGCAUAGUGAAACGAGAAUCGGAAAGACGACAGAGAGAUAGAGAAAAAACUACCACGGGUAAAUGGGACACGGUUAUGGAGGAAGAUGAUUCUUCCCAAAAUUCCAGUAUCCUUUUCAGGCCUACGCCCGUUCAAAAGAUCCAAAGUGCCACCAAUCUAGCUUCGCCAAGCUACGAGGAACCCAAAACUGACUUGCUAAGCAGGCAGAACUCGAUCUCCAGUCCAAAUUUGCCGCAGUGCUCAGACGGAAGGACCACAUCUAGUACGGACGUUAGCACGGAUAAAUCACCCGAAUUAUCCCCGAUAUUCAAAAGCGAAGCCGCGCGUCAGAUAAUCACCGAAAUGUCUAUUCAAGAUACACCAAAACAUAACAACAGACGUGCCAUUCCUAAAGAAAAACGUAGACACUACACGGCGCCACAUAACAACCUGAUAAUGAAGAGCUUACAUCAGCUUCCGACUGACAGCAAUGCUUUCAACAAAAUGAUAAUGAACAGUCGAAGAGCCAGGGAUGACAUGGACAUGGAGAGGGCGCUACGGCAGAGAAUCGACGCACCCGAUGUCGUCCGAUCCACCCUAAGCAAUAAAGAACUCAAGUAUAACGAAAACACCAUAGAUAAUAUUCUGGGCACCCCAAAUAAGAUUAGCAUACCUGAACGGUACAUACCUGAACAGUUACCACAGUUAUCGGCGGAAGAACAAGAGUAUAGGCUGAGGAAGGUAGAAUCGAUCAAGAAAAUGCUUUCCGAUACUGCUCUUAUCAGUAGCAGUUCGGCUAACCUGAAUUCAACCGAGGAUAAGCAAGCUGAUAAUACAGCUAACAGUAUAACGAAUAAGGCGACUACGAAAAUGAUUGAAGAAAAAAAACAGCGGGAACAUUUGUUGCAUCUCAAUCAAAUUCUUGCCAAACAAGUUAUGGAAAUGAGUAAAAUUGUCGCAGUUAAAGCACUGGCAAAGUUGCCUCUACAACUCCAUCAGGUGAGCACCGAGGAAGAAGAUUCUUCACCUUUAACUCCAUUGCCCAUAUACCAACAGCGUGAUAACUUUUAUAGUUAAUAUAUUUAAUUUAGUUUUGGUGGUACAAAUUUAAAUAGUUGUGUUCAAAUGUUUGGCAUGUUGUACAUUUUAAAUAUAUGCAGAUCUCCACUCUAAUGUAAGUCUCUAGCGAGCUCUGAAACGAUAUUCAAAAUGUAAAAAUAAAGAACUGACGCCAGACAAUAAGAUGUAAUAUAGUACAUAAAACACAGGUGAAUAUAAUAGAGUUGUUGUUACGGUUAUAAAAUUUACCUGUGGCAUAUGAAAUAAAAAAAAAUAUGAUUUUUGUUUAUAAAACGCAUGAUCUAAUAAUUUUUAUUCAAAAUUAGAAAACUUCAAAUUGACAUUUUUGAAAACCGACUGAUAGAACGGAAAUGUGGUUAGGUGUUAUCUCGGAUGGCCUAAAUGCGGUUCUGGCUUAGUUGAAUGUAUAUUAUAAAAGUUUUGUUGUACAGUUAUUAGAUAGGUCUAACGUAUUGUUAAAGGAUAAUUAUUAAACUACAUUUUGUUAAGAUUAUGCUCAAGAUGUAUUUAAAUGUAUAUAUAUGUUUUUAUUUUUUGAAUUUUUAGGGUGACGGUUUUCAGUCGAACCUCCUCCGUUUUAUUAAGAUGUUCACACGAAAAUGACCAGUCACGGUGGUCUUGACUGGUCAAAUAAAUCCUUUAUUUUUGUAGUGACAAAAUGAUUUUACAAACGUUUGUUAGAAUGUUGUUAACCAGUUUUGUGAUUUCUGGAUUGUAAAUAUAAAAGUUAAUAGGCUGUGUUCUCGUAUGAAACAAAUGUCAAUUUUAUAUAGAGUUGAAUUUUAUUGGUUUUUUAGUUUUAAAGUUGGUUUUUAUCUAGAUGUAUUUCUUGUGAACAUCGUAACAAGGGGCAACUAUUCUAAUACUACAAUCCGAAUUUUUCUACCUUUAUUAGCUAAUAGUUAAUUUUAAGAGCAUAUGAGAAUUUUUUAUAUUAUUUAUUGCUAUUAUUAGGAUAAGCCUUUGUAUAGAUUGUAUUCUUUAUUGUAAAACAAUAUUAUGAUUAUACAUAAGCCACAGAGUUAUUUUAUUUUGGUAUUAGCACUGUGCCGCUCAAUGUUGUUAUAGAGAAAAAGCAAUAUUCAAAAUUAGUUUCGGAAAUAUUAAAUCAGCAUGUUUUGUUCUUUAUAUUCAAUAAAAUUUUUAAACAGA
Molecule: messenger RNA, 9263 nt
Organism: Anoplophora glabripennis (Asian longhorned beetle)
Lineage: Eukaryota; Metazoa; Arthropoda; Insecta; Coleoptera; Cerambycidae
Gene: kmr
Exons: 14
Coding region: 270-8108 (2612 amino acids)
Source: RefSeq, a predicted model, not a curated record